This is a messenger RNA of Odocoileus virginianus texanus, 3659 nucleotides long. It is a transcript of the gene SNX33, whose product is annotated as sorting nexin 33. Gene Ontology annotation, molecular function: phosphatidylinositol binding; protein binding. NCBI's taxonomy places the organism in Eukaryota, Metazoa, Chordata, Mammalia, Artiodactyla, Cervidae. Gene Ontology annotation, biological process: intracellular protein transport; endocytosis; mitotic cell cycle. Gene Ontology annotation, cellular component: cytoplasmic vesicle; plasma membrane. The record is from RefSeq and is a predicted model, not a curated record.
GGGCCGGGCCGCCGGGUCGCAGAGUUGGCCGGCCUGUUGUGUAAGCCUCAGUCCUUGUUUUCCCGGCCUGGCUUGUUGUGAAGCCGGACACAUCCACCCCUGGAUUCGACUCAGGAGGCUGCCGCUUUUCUCCUUGCCCCUCUUGGAUUUUCUGGAUUUUUGAAAACCCAGUGGCCCAGGAAGAGGAGGAGGAAGGAGGAAGGAGAUCUGCAGAGGAAUGUGAGAGCCUCCAGAGGCCCAGGCUGGAGGAGCCAGAAGGAGCUGGGAGCCAGAGCUGCUGGAGUUUCUGGGACGGUGGUUUCCGAGUGAUUCUCUUCUAUUUUAGAACAUUGUUUCAGCGGAGAGUGUCCAAUUUUGCCUGCUCAGGGCUGGUUUUCUCCUAGUCACUUGACUUUUCUUCUAGGAGUGGGAGGAGGAGAGACUCUCCCGUGCAGGGACUGCGGAAGGAAGGGAGGAAGACCAGGGACAUGAGCCCUCCCCGCUCACAGGCAUGUGCCGGCAGACCUGGUAGGGCCGAUUCUGGGCCGUGGACAUUGCUUUGAAGAGAGGGAGGCUGGAUACCUUCUGUGGGUGCUCAGACCCCGCAGUAAGGACUGAGACUGAGGGCUGUGGCCGGCCUUGAGCUGCUCGUGCAUCCUCAGACACCCUAACAAGUGUCCUCAGUUCUGGACAGGACUCUCUCCUCAUCGUUCUCUACCACCGGCCCAGACAUGGCACUCAAAGGGCGAGCCCUCUAUGACUUCCGCAGCGAGAACAAGGAGGAGAUCAGCAUCUGGCAGGACGAGGACCUGGUCAUCUUCAGCGAGACCUCGCUGGAUGGCUGGCUGCAGGGCCAGAACAGCCGUGGGGAGACCGGGCUCUUCCCUGCCUCUUAUGUGGAGAUCCUCCGUUCUGACACUGGCUCCAACCAUGCCGACUACUCCGGCAGCCCCGCAGGCUCUCUGGGCACCCAGGUGAGCUUGUAUGACAGCUCCAACACUUCCAGGAGUGGUGGCUUCCUGUCAAACCAGGGUAGUUUAGAGGAGGAUGAUGACGAUGACUGGGAUGACUGGGAUGAUGGAUGCACGGUGGUGGAGGAGCCACGGGCUGGUGGGCUGGGCACCAACGGGCACCCUCCGCUCAACCUCUCCUACCCUGGUGCCUAUCCCAGCCAACACAUGGCCUUCCGGCCCAAGCCGCUGCUGGAGCGGCAGGACAGCCUGGCAUCUGCCAAGCGAGGCAGCGUGGUGGGGCGCAACCUCAACCGCUUCUCCUGCUUCGUGCGCUCUGGUGUGGAGGCCUUCAUCCUGGGCGAUGUGCCCAUGAUGGCCAAGAUCGCUGAGACAUACUCCAUUGAAAUGGGCCCUCGUGGCCCCCAGUGGAAGGCCAACCCCCACCCAUUUUCCUGCUCCGUGGAGGACCCCACCAAACAGACCAAAUUCAAGGGCAUCAAAAGCUACAUCUCCUACAAGCUCACACCCACUCACGCCAGCUCACCUGUCUACCGGCGCUACAAACACUUCGACUGGCUCUACAACCGCUUGUUGCACAAAUUCACUGUCAUUUCAGUGCCUCACCUCCCGGAGAAGCAGGCCACAGGUCGCUUUGAGGAGGACUUCAUUGAGAAGCGGAAGCGGCGGCUUAUCCUCUGGAUGGACCACAUGACCAGCCACCCUGUGCUGUCCCAGUAUGAGGGUUUCCAGCAUUUCCUCAGCUGCCUGGAUGACAAGCAGUGGAAGAUGGGCAAACGCCGGGCCGAGAAGGACGAGAUGGUGGGCGCCAGCUUCCUGCUCACCUUUCAGAUCCCCACGGAGCACCAGGACCUGCAGGACGUGGAGGACCGCGUAGACACCUUCAAAGCUUUCAGCAAGAAAAUGGACGACAGCGUCCUGCAGCUCAGCACAGUGGCCUCAGAGCUGGUGCGCAAGCAUGUGGGGGGCUUCCGCAAGGAAUUCCAGAAGCUGGGCAAUGCCUUCCAGGCCAUCAGCCACGCCUUCCAGAUGGACCCCCCCUUCAGCUCUGAGGCCCUCAACAGCGCCAUUUCUCACACGGGCCGAACCUAUGAAAUGGUUGGUGAGAUGUUCGCUGAGCAGCCCAAGAAUGACCUCUUCCGGAUGCUCGAUACACUGUCUCUCUACCAGGGCCUGCUCUCCAACUUCCCUGACAUCAUCCACCUGCAGAAAGGCGCCUUCGCCAAGGUGAAGGAGAGCCAGCGCAUGAGUGACGAGGGCCGCAUGGCGCAGGAGGAGGCUGACGGCAUCCGCCGGCGCUGCCGCGUGGUGGGCUUUGCCCUGCAGGCCGAGAUGAACCACUUCCACCAGCGCCGCGAGCUCGACUUCAAGCACAUGAUGCAGAACUACCUGCGCCAGCAGAUCCUGUUCUACCAGCGGGUCGGCCAGCAGCUGGAGAAGACGCUGCGCAUGUAUGACAGCCUCUGACCGUGUGGCCCCGCCCCCGGGGCCUUCCCAUGCCAGCAGUGCCUGGAGGGCGGGGAGUUGGGGGUGGCCUUUGGAGGAGUCAUGAAUAUCCCUGGGAAAGUCCCCCACCCCUUAGAGUUGGGGGCACAGCGGGGAUGAGAACAGGGCCAGGAGCCCUCCAGGCCCAGGCCUGGGCUGCUGGUCAGUCACUUGAGGCCAGGCUGGGGUCUUAGCUUCCCCUGGAGCCUUUAGCGCAUGCCCACCUGGCCACUUCCCCCUCAUUUGUUCGGUAGACACGCGGGCCUGCUGUGGCCCCAGGUCAGACACUGGGCAUCCAGGGCUGCGACACGCCUGCUCUUGUCCCCAGUUGAAGUGGGGGGUCAGACACAGAAGCAGGCGGGGGCAAUACAGUAUGAUCGAUGGUAAGGAAGGGGCUUCUGGAAGCUCGUGGAAGGGACCACUCGUUCUGCCGGUCAGGGAUGACUCCAUGGAGCAGGUGACGUGGGAGCAGUGUGUCUUGAAAGAUGACAAGAACCUGCCAGACAGUAAGUGGGGACAGUGGACGGGGAAGGCAUUCAGAGAAGAACAGCCUGGACAAAGCUGUGGAGGCAUAGAAACACCUCUUCUCCUCUCCUUUAUCUUUUCCCAGCAAGUUUGGUGCCCCCUUGGUGUGUCCCCUUGUGUGACAGAGGGUGGGGAUCUGCCUGGCUCCCAUGCCCCUGUCCCUGCCCUGCUCCCCGCCACCCCGCAGCAGGGGCUGCAGGCCAGCUCCCUCCUGACUCCCCCUUCACCAGCUGAGCCCCCUCACUCCCUGGCUAGGGACCACGCAGCAUCUUUGCCCUGAGCUCAAGGUGCUGUGACAAGCCACAGACCGCAGGAUUUUGGUGGUACCUGCCUGGAGGGCACACCCACAAGUUACUGGGUAUUUGAGUUCACCAGCUGUAGCUCUCACACUCCGGGCAGGCUUGGAUCUCCGGCUCCCAGGGGCCAGCUUACUCAUCGCCCCAGGGAUCCUGGGCCCACCUGCCCAUCACCAGGCUCACUGUGAUGCCAUCCAGGUCCUGGUGGGAUUGUGCUGUCUCCCACUCAUGUUUACAUCCUCAAGGGAGCUCUUCCCACACCCCCAGGCCGGGGUAUGGUCAGAAACUGACAGACGCCACUGCUGGCCCUCCCGGGAGGUCAUGGCUAUUUCUGGCUGCUGCUGCUUCAAUCUUCAUUCUUUCUUGUUUUCUUGAUAAACCUUUUCCAAUUACGAUAACAAAA